AUGCGCUCCUUCACCGUUGCAUCUGUCCUUUUCGGUGGCUUGAUGGCCACCUCGCCCGUGUACGGCCAGCAGUGUAAACUGCAGUUCGACGGACGAGUCCCUGCGAACUUCAAGCCUGAAAACUUUGAUAGCGUCAACAACAUCUUCGACCCCAAGAAUGUUCUUGGCAAGGGCCUCAAGUUUAGUGACCUGAUCGAGUUGCCCGCCCUCCAGCAGCAGUCAAUCUUCGACGUUGGUGGCAAAACCCAGGCUCUUGAGGUCACCAUCAAUGACAAGUCCAUCUUUGUCCCCAACGCCGACACGGUACAGAAUGGCUUCCGACGUGCCGAGCUGCUCAUCGCCAGCAACUCGGGCACCGACGACUCGACCAAGGGUGUCAAGACCCUCCAUUUCAGCGUGGCCAAGGACGCCAAAAGGCCGCUGAACCUCACCCACGAGUAUCAGAUCGUGUUCCUUGAGGACAACAAGUUCAGCACCAACCAGAUUGUUGUCAAGACCGGCACCAUCGCAGGACAGGCGAACGCCAACCCCGACACCCUCAACGUGUUUGGAAACGUCGCCUCCAGCCCGCCCAAGCUACUGUUCAGCACUCCCUUUGGCGCGGAUGGCUUCCACAACUUUGCCAUGACGCUGGACUUUAACAAGAACACCACCCAGGUCUUCUUCUCCAAGGGCAACGAGCCUCUCAAAGCCGUCAGCAAGGCAGAGGCCAACGACGUCAGCGGCGGCGGUCAGUUCCACUUUGGCAUCCUCAAGAAGGGCGUCGGCAAUGCCAAGGAUGUUGUCCGCGAGGGCAUCCAGGAGGCAAACAUCAACGAGGGCUUGAUCUAUGGAGGUAUCUUCAUGGAGGACAGCGCCGGUGGAUGCAUUAGCUUGUCCGCGGGCGCCGGAAAUGGAACCAAUGCCGCCGGAGCGGCCGCUCCAGCGACCGCUAAGAAGGCUGGCAAAGCUGCCAAAGCCAAGCAGUAG
Molecule: messenger RNA, 969 nt
Organism: Pyricularia pennisetigena
Lineage: Eukaryota; Fungi; Ascomycota; Sordariomycetes; Magnaporthales; Pyriculariaceae
Exons: 5
Coding region: 1-969 (322 amino acids)
Source: RefSeq, a predicted model, not a curated record